UCUUCUUCCUUCACCCCAACAAAGAAAGAAAAAUAAAAUAAAAGAGAUCCAAUAUGGCUUGCCUUUCAAAAGUAGUUGCAACUAUUCUCCUUAUGUUGAUGCUGGUUUUUUCUACCGCAUGGAUGAUAGUGGAGGCGAAGACUUGCGAGUCGCAGAGCCGCCGGUUCAAGGGGUUAUGCUUCAAUACGUGGAAGUGUCGUUUCGUUUGCAGUACGGAGCGGUUUAGUAGCGGCCAUUGCAAUGGACUCCGUCACCGUUGCAUCUGCACCAAACAGUGUUAA
Molecule: messenger RNA, 281 nt
Organism: Solanum verrucosum
Lineage: Eukaryota; Viridiplantae; Streptophyta; Magnoliopsida; Solanales; Solanaceae
Product: defensin J1-2-like
Exons: 2
Coding region: 54-281 (75 amino acids)
Biological process (GO): defense response
Source: RefSeq, a predicted model, not a curated record